GAGCUUAUGUUAGGCUUAGUGCUAUUUUUAAUGCUGAAUAUUGUCUUAUCAACAUGAAAUUUGAUUAUUAGGCAUCUAGAUAGAUGGGGACACAUGUGUGUUCUAUUCAAAAUGGCUUUCAUUGACCCCAUGAAUAUUAAUUAGAGGGUUUUUGGCAGGGUGUUGGAUUCUAAUGGACAUUUUAACGUAACUGAAGUUAUCGAACAUACUAUUUUUAGAAAAAAAAAUCCCAACUUAUUAAAAAAUAAUGAAUCUUUAAUUUAAAAGAUACGGAUCAAAUUGUGAAUUACAACUUUCAAUUUUUUUUUAUUUUUUUUUUAGACUUGUCACUACUACUCACGUAGGCCUAUAUAUUGGUUAUUGGAUUGGUACUAUGCCUUCAAAGAAAAAUAAAGGCAUCAGGAUUCUGCAUGAUAUUGAAGUAUUGAAUGCUGCCAUUGUAGAUAUUAAAUUUAAUAACAUGUCACUGAGAAAAGCAUCUAAAUUUCACAACAUACCUCUGACCACUCUUCAUGACAAAAUAAAAGGAAAACAGCCUUUAGUUCCCAAACGAUCACUUUUAACCAUAGGUGAAGAGAAACGAUUAACGCGAUGGCUAAUCGAAAUGGCACAACGAGGCUUUGGAAAAACUCGUGAUGAGGUUAGGGAGACUGCAAGGGCCAUCAUUGCUGUACGAAAUAAGACUAUAGAAAGUCAAGAUCUGGAUAAGAUACCUUUGCCAAGUACACAAUGGUUAAAUGGAUUUUUCUCCCGACAUCCCCAAAUUUCUUCAAGAACACCCAUGCCCCUCUCAAAAGAAAGAGCUGUAGUCACACCAAAAGCUAUAGAAAAAUGGUUUAUGGAUUUCCAACAAACCAUUGAAUCAAUAGACCCAACAAUAUUUACAAGCCCUAGUCGCAUCUUCAAUGCAGACGAAACUGGCUUUGGUUUUGAUGUCAAAAGCAGGCAGGUUAUAGCAUGUAAAGGCAGCAAAAACGUAUACAACAUAACAGCUAACACUAAAAAACAGGUCACCGUAUUGGCAUGCUGUAGUGCGGCAGGUGAGUACAUGCCACCAUUACUGAUUUAUCCCUACAAACGGGUGCCCAAACACAACCUACUUGAUGCAUUUCCAGAAGCAUUAAUUCAGCUGGAUAAAGAUAAAGGCUGGAUGACAGCAGCUGUUUUUUUUACAUGGUUGAGAGACGUUUUCAUCCCCUCUACAAAUCACCUCACUAAGCCCAUCUUGCUUCUCGUUGAUGGGCAUGCAAGUCAUACAUCCCUUUUAGAAACCUCUACUAUAUGCCAUGACAACAAUAUCAUCUUAUACUGCCUUCUUCCUCAUGCCAGCCAUAUCAUUUAACCCCUGGAUCAGGCAUUUUUCAGCUCACAGGGUUAG
This is a messenger RNA of Biomphalaria glabrata, 1378 nucleotides long. RefSeq names its product jerky protein homolog-like. Gene Ontology annotation, molecular function: DNA binding. Lineage: Eukaryota; Metazoa; Mollusca; Gastropoda; Planorbidae. Gene Ontology annotation, cellular component: nucleus. The transcript has a single exon. The record is from RefSeq and is a predicted model, not a curated record.